AUGCCCAAACGAAAGUACACAUUUAAUGAAAAGUUACAAAGUGAAUACACAUUCUUAAAAAAAUGUCAAAAACCAGGACAAGAAUAUAAAAUUGAAUGUAUUGUGUGUGGAGCAGCAUUCAGCAUUGAACAUGGUGGUAAGUCNACAUAAUAUAGCUGCUAGAGCGUCUAAAUCUCAAAAAUUGUCAAAUUUUUUUCUCCAAAAACACAAUUUACUGAUAAAGAACAAAAAUUAGCUGCAGAUGAAGGAAUCUUUGCUUAUCAUACUUGUAAACACAGUCAAAGUCUCAAUUCUAUGGAUUGUACUUCUCAGUUAGUUCGUAAAUUAUAUGAGAAAAAAUUUACUUGUGGUAGAACUAAAACAAAAUCUAUCAUCACUAAUGUAUUUUUACCCUAUACUGUUAAUGUUUUAAAAAAAGAUUUACUCAAGUGCAAUUUUGUAUCAAUUAUGACUGAUGCAUCUAAUCAUAAUUCUCAAAAAAUGAUACCCAUUCUUGUUCGCUAUUUUCUACCUGACGAAGGAGUUAAAAAUAAUAUUUUGGAAUUCAAUGAGCUUUCGGUAGAAACUGCAUCACUAUUAACGUAA
Cinara cedri is the source of this 585-nucleotide messenger RNA. NCBI's taxonomy places the organism in Eukaryota, Metazoa, Arthropoda, Insecta, Hemiptera, Aphididae. The record is from the annotation of a GenBank genome assembly.